ACUUGGCACAAGAUUUUUUUUAUUUUGUCACCCUGCUCUCUUUUUGAUUAAGUGUUUUGUGAAAAUUUGCGUGCAGAUUUGUUGGUCAUUUAAACCUAGUUGGUUGUUCAAUCCUUGUCUCAAUUUGUUUUUACUGGUUUGUGUGGUUGUUAAACAUGUUCUUAAUGGGCUAGUGGAGUCUUCCAUGGGGACAGGAAAUAAAUGUGCAAUAUUUUGUCUGAAUCUCUUCUUUUAUAGUAUUAGUAGCUGUUGCCUAAUGGUUGGGAGUCAAUCUUGAGAAGGUUGUAAGUUUAAAUCCAAUACCAUUCCAUCACUCAAGUGCCUCUGAAGCAAAGCACCCCACCUCAUAUUGCACCAGUGACUGUAACUAAUACCCUGUAGCUAAAUAACUAGGUCUCCUUGGAGAGUGGUAAGUAUGAUGUAAGUGUUGUAUGUCAAAAUCUGCGUGCAUAUCAAAAAAGGUUUCUGAUUAAUACUUGGAACUCGGUGUCUUGAUGGUUGUAAAAAAAAUCUGAAGGUAGUAAAAAAAAAAGGUAUUAAAUGGUAGUAAAUUUAACUUCAAGAUUGGUGUAUAAACCCUGUAAAAAAAAUUUGGUAAAAAUGCUCAGAGUAAUUUGUUAAACUGUGAUUCAAAAUCAACUCUUUAAAAUGCAGAUAAAUUCAUGUGUGGUAUAGUAUUGGGUUGAAUAUUGCUCAUGCCAUGAUUUGUUGCUUCAGUUUAUGUGGUGUUGAGGUUGACAAACAUAAACUGAGUGGAGUAGCAUUUGCCAAUGUGGUGAAAAUGUCCAUGAGGAAUGGUUGUUACUAUUUGCUGAAUGCAGAAAUGCGAACAUUGUCCUUUUGUGUUCUGUUUAAAGGUUUUUCACCUUAAUCUAUCAACUAAACGUAUGGACUUAUGGAAGUUGCCACCUCUGUAUCUCAUGAAUUUGCGACCACUGCAAAAUAAAAGAGGGAAAAGAAAGAAAGCAACUGUCUGAUUGAUGAGUGGAGUCCUGCUCAAACCCUGGGUAGAUGAAACAUCCUUUUUCAAGUGGGGAAACUGCAGAAACUGUGAGAAAAAUCAUCAAUGAGAAUCACCUGUCAUUGAAAGUGGGAGGACACUUGACACUAUGGGAGAGUGCAAAGAACAGAGAGUGAUUGGCAGGAGGAGGAGAGUCUGACGGAGGAGCAGAGGAAUGUUGGCAGCCAUUUAGUCUGAGCUCAACAACGGAGGAAACAUGGAUUCUUCACAAAAAAAAUGUAAACACAGCAAUGGAGUGAGAUGUCGGACCUCUGAGGAGGAUAAGGAUGGUUCAGCAACAACAGCAAAAAGAGAUGAAUCACUCAGUUGUGAGCAAUGUGGCAAGACUUUUAUCACAGCAACAAAGCUCAGAAUUCACAAACGUAUUCACACUGUGGAGAAACCAUUCAGCUGUGAUCAGUGUGGAAAAGCUUUUACUCUGAAGUGUAAUCUAGCAACACAUCAACUCAUUCACAGUGGAGGUAAACCAUUCAGCUGUGAUCAGUGUGGAAAGGCUUUUACUCAGAAGUGGAGCUUAAAAAGACAUCAACUCAUUCACAGUGGAGUUAAAACAUUCAGCUGUGAUCAGUGUGGAAAGGCUUUUAAUCAGAAGAGUCAUCUGGCAAAUCAUCAACUCAUUCACAGUGGAGUGAAAUUGUUCAGCUGUGAUCAGUGUGAGAAGUCUUUUACACACAAGCGUGCGUUAAAAAGACAUCAACUAAUGCACAGUGAAGUUAAACCAUUCAGCUGUGAUCAAUGUGGAAAGGCUUUUACUCUGAAGAGUCAGUUAAAAAGUCAUCAACUCAUGCACAGUGAAGUUAAACCAUUCAGCUGUGAUCAAUGUGGAAAGGCUUUUACUCUGAAGAGUCAGUUAAAAAGUCAUCAACUCAUGCACAGUGGAGUUAAACCAUUCAGCUGUGAUCAAUGUGGAAAGGCUUUUACUCUGAAGAGUCAGUUAAAAAGUCAUCAACUUAUGCACAGUGGAGUUAAACCAUUCAGCUGUGAUCACUGUGGAAAGGCUUUUACUCUGAAGAGUCAGUUAAAAAGUCAUCAACUCAUUCACAGUGGAGUUAAACCAUUCAACUGUGAUCAGUGUGUGAAAACCUUUACCCAACAUGAACAGUUGUUGAUCCAUCAAUGCCCCCAUUCUGGUAGAAAGCGGUACCACUGUGACUCCUGUGAAAAAACUUUCAAGCACCAACAGAGCUUAAAAUGUCACCAACGCAUCCACACUGGCCAUGAUGUGUGGAUAUGUGAUCACUGUGGCAAACUAUUUGUAAUGUACUCACAGUUAAAAGCUCAUGAAGUGACCCACACUGGGGUUAAACCAUACAUUUGUGACCAGUGUGGGAAACGCUACAGCUCCAAUGCAAAACUCAAAAUUCACCAACGUGUCCACACUGGGGAGAGACCAUACAGAUGUGAUGAGUGUAAGAAGACUUUUACAACUUUGGGUUCCCUGAAACGACACCAGCAGAUCCACACCAGAAAGAAAGCAUUCAAUCAGUGUCACAGUGAGCAGAACAGAACAGAUGGACAACACCCUCAGACUUGUCAGCACUCUUCCAAUGGUGAACAGUGCUGCUUUGACCAGUCUGGACCAACGUCCAACCAACAGGGAACCCUACAACGACACCAGCGUAUGCACACUGGACACAGACUGAACCCCUGCCAAGAAGAUUUCUCCAUGCAGGGUUCAGUAAAAGUUCUUGAAGUCCUCCACAAACUUAAAGUCCUUGAGAUCCGGCUUCACAGAAUUCAGGUCUAAUUUCUUGUUUAGUGUCUUCAUUGCUUCGUUGCAAAAUCCAUUAAGAGGAAAGCUGUCGUUGACAGACGUGACUGGUAAAUUAAUGAAACCAUUCAAAGUGGUUACUCAGUUAAAUGCAGGGCUUAAAGUUUUCCGGCGCAUGGAAAUGUACCAUUUAAAAAAAUUCAUCCAUCUCCGUCCCGAAGGCUCCAAGCAUGUGCGUCAUUGUGCAUUCAGUUGCUCCGCUUUAAUCAAUCAAACUCCAAAUCCUACAUUAAAAAAUAUACACCUUCUGUCCAGGCAUGCGACUUUCUGAUGGAACUUUUAUCCAAUCACAGUUUUCUAACUGCGAGUGCGCAUCGACUGCUGGGUGCACGAUGUGCUGCACCCUCUUGGUUCGGCAUCGUCAGUGCUGCUGAGCCACUGAUAAGAAAUAACAGUAUCCCACAAACAAAAUCCAAAUGUGCAAUAUUUGUUGGUGGUUUUUGUAAUUAUAUUUAAAGGGAAUUACUGGAAACACAUUGAUAUAUAUUGCAUAUUAUUUAUUUUAUUUCUGCUUGGACUGUAGACCCAUUCCACGUGUCCCAGCCCUGUGGCUGCCUGGUCUGUCCAGAGCGCACGGAGCUCCAAUCUGUGAGUGGUGCGGUGAAGAAUCGAGCAGCUGAUCACUGGUCAAUAGCGUUGGAGCUUGUGUUUAGCUCAAAGACGCAGAUACUAAAGUUUGCUCAGACUUUGUGUGACAGAGGAGAGAGGAUGUGUCUCUGCUGAUUAACAAAGAGAGCAGCCGCUGCCGCGAUCCCUGAGCCGCGGUGUGUUGACUCGCCCCAUUGGCGUAAGUGCGUCAGUGGCGAUGCGCGUGCAUGUCCCACAGUCCCCAUGGUUUCGCCACAAAAUAAAAACAAACGGGCUUAGAUAUUGAAUUUUAAAAAGUAACAAAAACAGAAGGUGUUGAUUUUGUUUGAUUUCUUAAUCUUUCAACAUUUUCUAUGUGUUUUACAACAGCAAAAGGAAAAAAGGAAACAUUUAUUUAGUUUGCUGGAUUUUAUUUUGAAAGGAAAAAAAAUCAAAGAUCAAGCCAUACGGAUUUGUCCCAUUAUUCUCCUCAGAACAUCUGUUUAGUUAAAUAUGCACAAACUGAAUGUAGCUUAGGUGAUAUUAACCUUUUUUAUUUGAGGACAUAUAGGAUGUUUGUAAUCAUGAGUUAAAUAGCUCUCAGCAGAUUUUGUGACCUUAUGCAUCUGAAUGAUGUCUAGCCACAAACAAAAAAUCUCCAAUCUUAAGCAAAUAUUAUUAGUCAGAACAGAACGAACGUAUGGGUUGUGUGAAAUGAAUAAUGGAUAGAUAGUUAAAUAAGAAUGUUCUUAGCCUGCUUUUCACCGUUUUUUCUUUCCAAAAUAUAGAUAAAAAAUAGAAACAUUUAAAUUGAAAGCCAACUGAACAAAUUAUACAGUGAAUACAUUUUUUUCCCUUACCAAAAACAAACAAAAUGUGUGUCAGUUCAAAUUGAAAAUCAAAUGAUUUAAACUAAUCACACAGAUUAUUGAGGUGUAUCAAAUGAGCAGUUACUAACAUGUAUGUGUGGUUAUGUGCUACAGAGGGCUUCUUAAUCAGAUCUUCUGACUCCAGAGGAAAAGGCCAGAGUAGAAGUUCUUCAGCAUGAGCAGUCCAUUGCUGCCAGGACCCAGAUAAACCAGAUCAGGAAGGCCCGGACUUCUUUGCUAGUUACAGAGUUUGAGAGAGUCAGCAUCAUGAUCAGCUUAUUCAGAGGUAUCUUAUAUUGUGAGGCAAUAACUAAAAUUGCAUUUAAGAGUUAAUACUAGUACUUUUAUUACCUGCUGAAAUACAAAGUUGGUAUAGCAAGUGACAUAUGACAGUUUAUUCUCUUGUAGUGUUCCAGAGAAUAUUAAAUUUUUUCAAACAGUA
Acanthochromis polyacanthus (spiny chromis) is the source of this 4670-nucleotide messenger RNA. RefSeq names its product zinc finger protein OZF-like. The coding region runs from base 1218 to 2768 and encodes 516 amino acids. NCBI's taxonomy places the organism in Eukaryota, Metazoa, Chordata, Actinopteri, Pomacentridae. Gene Ontology annotation, biological process: regulation of transcription by RNA polymerase II. The transcript has 4 exons. The record is from RefSeq and is a predicted model, not a curated record. Gene Ontology annotation, molecular function: RNA polymerase II cis-regulatory region sequence-specific DNA binding; DNA-binding transcription factor activity, RNA polymerase II-specific.